AUGGUGUCUAAGAACCAUACCACCCACAACCAAUCAAGAAAAUGGCAUAGAAAUGGCAUCAAGAAACCUAGAUCACAGAGAUAUGAGUCUCUGAAAGGGGUUGACCCCAAGUUUCUGAGAAACAUGAGCUUUGCCAAAAAACACAACACAAAGGGGCUGAAGAAGAUGCAGGCCAACAACACCAAAGCCAUCAAGGCCAGAAUAGAGGCCAUCAAGGCCCUGAGCACCAAGGCCUCCAAGGCCAAGGUCCUCAGGCCCAAGAUCCCCAAGGCCAGUGCCCGGUGUGCUGGCCACAGGAUGGCCAGCAAAUGUCCAGGCUCCGGGAUCACAAAGCCUGACUCUAAGGUUGCCAGAACCACUCACCCCAAGUCUGCCAAGCCCACUGACCCCAAGGCUACCAAGUCCACUGACCCCAAUGCUGCCAAACCCACUGACCCCAAGGCCACCAAGUUUGCCACCAUGGUCAGUAAGUCUGAUCCCAAGGCUCCCAAAUCUGGCCCCAAGGCCACCAAAUCUGACACUAAGGCCUCCAAGUCUGGUCCCAAGCUAGCCAAGACUAAUUCUAAGGCCACGAAGCCCAGUGAUUCCAAGGCUGCUAAGCCUACUGACCCCAAGGCGGCUGAGUCCAAACCCAAAGAUGGUGGGGCUAAAGCUGCUAGUCCCAAGCCUUCAAAAUAG
Messenger RNA from Trichosurus vulpecula (common brushtail), 678 nucleotides. RefSeq names its product 60S ribosomal protein L29-like. Gene Ontology annotation, cellular component: ribosome; cytosolic large ribosomal subunit. The transcript has 2 exons. Gene Ontology annotation, molecular function: structural constituent of ribosome. Gene Ontology annotation, biological process: cytoplasmic translation. NCBI's taxonomy places the organism in Eukaryota, Metazoa, Chordata, Mammalia, Diprotodontia, Phalangeridae. The record is from RefSeq and is a predicted model, not a curated record. Bases 1 to 678 code for a protein of 225 amino acids.